Messenger RNA from Amoebophrya sp. A120, 3004 nucleotides. NCBI's taxonomy places the organism in Eukaryota, Dinophyceae, Syndiniales, Amoebophryaceae. The record is from the annotation of a GenBank genome assembly.
AGUACCCGUUUUUGAGACGACACGCUCCCGCCCCCUCUCCCUUAAUUUGAAGCUCAGUUUCUCGUCUUGCUCCGCUACCAAUUUGAAUUUAUUACCCUGCUCUAGAUCAAAAAUAUAUCUCGCUCUUGUUAGCAGCAAGAACAAAUCACAUGAUCGUCAUCGUCAUGAGGAUUGUGGUCAAAGCUUUUCCACCUUUCGUUCCACUUGUGCGGUCAUACUUCAUCUAAUUUCGAUUUUCCCCCUCUAUCAUCCAAUUGCGAUUUUCAAGAAGAAAUCACAAAUAUACCUUCUAAAAAAUGUAAAUGUCAACUAUGUGCCGAGAAAGACAAAGAGGUAGAUAACGUUUUUUUCAUGCCACUAGCAUUGACUCCGAGCGGACACAGCAGGGUCUUGCUCCUGUUGUUGUCGUUCUUGUUCCGACUUUCUUGCAGAUAACUCGUCGCGCUGAAAGACCUUCCCCCGCUUCGUGAAGAAAUGGCUGCCGAGUGGGAGUGGGACUUGUUUCGCCUCGCGGAUGCUCUUCGCGUCGAAGUCGGAAAGCCCGAGUCCGAAGGGGAAGGGCUCUCGCAGAUGACUAGCUACGCAGUCACCGUCUUUUUACUUCGAAGCAACGCUUCGCGUAACUCCCUUGAAACCAGUGCGACGGCAAAACGAGUGCUGGGGAUAGACGAAAAUCAAUUCCAUGGACAAGUCGCAAUAAACCCAAGGGCACAUCAAGUAGAGGAUGCUUGGUCGAUGAAGUUGUUGAGCGGAUCAGCGUACUACACUACCUCCGCCACAGCUACAGCAGGAGACCACGGAGGUGCUAGUGACAAUGCCCAGAAAAUCGCCGAGGUGCGUCGUUUUUACCACGACCUUGUCUGGUUGUGGGAACAACUGCAGAAAAGGUUUCCCUUCUGGAUAAUGCCAGCCUUACCGGGAAAGUCGAUAGUUUCCACUUUCACAGACGAAGAAAAGCUACUGGCGAGAGAUAUGAUCCGGGAAAAGAGCUCGAGCUAUAAUUCUCCGUCUCCUCAUCAUUAAUCCUCAGUAUCAAUCUGUUUGGGAACUUUUUUUCGAUGAUGAACCCAGCUAUGUAUUGUACAAACGGGAUAUUCGAAGAACGGAAAAGAACAAGAAGUGGCAUCAUGUUGUGCAUUAUGAUUAGUAAUAAUUUAGUGUUUGCGUUGGGGUUGUAGUUGUGAAACAUGUGCUGCAGCUAUUGCGAAAUCUAAAGCUAAAGGAACCGAAGAGCUCCUGCUUCCACCAGCAGAAUUUCAAUUCGGGUUUGUUUUUGAGUUGUGAAGUAGAUAUGGUCAAUCACCUUCAUCGGUAAGUAUUUUCUUCCGUAGCGGCCGUCUAUUGUUGUCGCUUUACUUGGAUGAGGAGACGAGAACACAGCUGGUUUGUUUUUUCGAUACGCGCGCAGUGGUAUGCCGACGCCUUGAACCAGCUCGCAUCGGAGCAUUUCUUCAGCGACUUGCGAACGGAGCGCUUUGUUUUUGAAUGGCUUUGCCUUCCAAAGUUCGCUACUGUACAACGCAACUUUCCACGUCUUGCCGCCGUUCCGACCAGUAUCACGACUGCCGGGGGGACUCUACAUGCCCAUUCUAGCAACCCAAAUUUAGCUCCAGAGGACGCUGAAAUAAAAGCAGGUCGAGCGAGCGCGCCAUCACCCGCGGAGCUGCCAACAGCAGCUCGUCCUCCUGCCUUCUCCGUUAAUAGUACAACCGGAAGCACUUUGCAAACGCUUUUGCGAAAGGCACACUCCGAAAGUCGUGCGUUCGGCCUCGGGUUGAAGCUUUCUCAGGUCGCCCGUAGUGUGUCAGCCUAUGUCGGCACCAAUUUUCUACCUACGAACCGGGCCGCCGCGCGGAGGUCCAGCACCUCCACAACAUCGUCGUCGACGAUGACAGCUGCAGUGUCGUCAAGUAGCGGUGGACCAUUUUUAGCGGGUGUAGACCGGGACGACCGUGGUCGCGGCUCAUCCACGACGUCCUCGCCGGCAAAAGCAACAGAAUCGCAGCAAGCAGUGGGUGCACGAGCAACCGUGUCUCCCGUCCCUAAUUCGAACGAUCAGGAAGAGAACAACUCGUCCUGCGAUAGAAAUGAUCAUAGUAAAACGACCACGCCAGCAGGAACGCCCGCCUCGGGAGAUGGGGCGCUUUGUGAUAGUGACCACGUUGUGUGCAACAGCGACCCGGUUGUAGACCAACUCGAGGACGAUCAUUAUGGGGACCAGCUGACCAAUUCUCGAAAGGCCGAAGUCUGGCUCCAGCGUGUUCGCGCCCGGUUCGCGCUCGAAGCACGGUGGUUGACGGACACCAAGCAGAGACUUGAACGAGCGCUCCACCACCUGCGCGCUGGCGUAGCUCGCUUGCUGGAAUGGCGUGACGCUCAAACGGAGGUUGGACUUUUACUCGAUAGCUUGCCGAUGAGUCUCGGGACCGUUCACGCGGGGAACCGGUACCUGCAAGAGGUGGAAAGAUUAGUGCUGUACCCGUUGGAGCGCCUCCUUCGUUCGUUACUGAACGCGCAAGACACACUUCGUCGGCGAAACGCAAUCGUGAGCCAGAUUCUCGAAGCCACCGAGGUGUUGUCGGCGAAAUCUGCCAAGCUGAAAAAAAAGAAGGCACUCGCCGCUGCGUCUUCUACUAGGAAGAACACGACUGGCGGUGCUGCCUCCACCUCUUCGGUAUCGGCCUCGUCGUCGUCGUCAUCCGCAGCAGGAGAUACGCUUCUGACGCCUCCCACAAUUAUGGAUGAAUGCGGAGCUGAGUUUAAAGAAGAGGAAGACGAGCUGCGCCUCUGGGUGUCGGCGAUCGAGGAGGAAAGCCAAAUGCUCACGACCCUGGAUGAUCUCCUGGAGGCGGAGAUGACGCGUUUUCAGGCUUGGGCACAACAGACUAUGCAGCCAUGCGUAAAGAAUUGGGAAACGACGCUGCGCACUUUCGGCCAAGGUCUAGACGCAGCUACUGUUUCCGCACCUGCUAAACUACCCAUGGGCGUCGUAAGCACCUCAUGA